This is a messenger RNA of Emiliania huxleyi CCMP1516, 726 nucleotides long. RefSeq lists its product as hypothetical. The record is from RefSeq and is a predicted model, not a curated record. Lineage: Eukaryota; Haptophyta; Isochrysidales; Noelaerhabdaceae. The transcript has 3 exons. The annotation marks the transcript as partial.
AUGCGCGUCGCCUCCGUCCUUCCGUCGGCCACCGAGAUCCUGUGCUUCAUCGGCGGCGAGCGCUUGCUCGUCGGCCGGUCGCACGAGGACAACUUUCCGCCGCAGAUCACGUCUCUGCCGGUCAUCACGGGCCAGACGACCACCUUCACCACGGCCGCAGAGGUCGACCGCGUUGUCUCAGAUUCGAUCGGUAAGGGCCAGUCGCUCUACACGCUCGACGCGCCACUGAUCGAGUCGCUGUCUCCCGACGUCAUCCUGACGCAAGACAUCUGCUCCGUGUGCGCCAUCGACCUGCAGACAGUGGAGCGGCUCGCGGCCAAGAUGACGCCGCGGCCGAAAGUCGUGUCGCUCAACCCGCUCAACCUGGACGACGUGCUCGCCAACGUACUGCAGCUCGGAGAGGCGGUCGGCAUGGCGGAGGAGGCGAGGGCGGCGCACGCGUCGCUGGUCGAGCGGAUCGCGGCGGUCGACCGGCGGGUGGAGCAGCGGCGGCGGCAGCUCGGCGAGGGGAGGAGAAGGCCGCGCGUCGCCUUCAUCGAGUGGUCGGACCCGCUGUACGUGGGAGGGCACUGGACGCCGCAGCUGAUCGAGCGGGCGGGCGGCGAGCACCCGCUCAACGCCGGCGGAGAGAGCGGCGGCGGGAAGUCGUUCCCGGUGGUCGAGGCGGACCCCGACCUGGUCAUUCUCGCCCCGUGCGGGCUCACUCUGGACAUGACCCGCCGAGAG